CUCGGACGCUCCGCGGGCAGGGGCGGGGCUGCGCUCUGCCCUGCUCUGCCACGGCACGGCUGGCCCCGGCCGCGCUGCUCUGGGGCUGCUUCGGCCCGUGGCGGCUGUGAGCGGCACGAAGCGUUAAGACGUCCGAGCUCCCUCCGCGCCCGGACUGCGCCGUUCCCCCCGGCGUCCUUCCCCGGGGCUCUGUUGUGAGCCGCCGCGCUGCUCGCUGUGCGCUACUGCCCCCCGUGAGGAUAUGUAAGAUGCCUUCAACCGUCUUGGCUCGAAGUGGCUGAGAACUGGACCUCAAGAUGAGAACUAACAAGGUGUACAAGCUCGUCAUACAUAAGAAGGGGUUUGGAGGCAGUGAUGAUGAAUUGGUGGUGAAUCCUAAAGUAUUUCUUCAAAUCAAGCUGGGAGAUGUUGUGGAAAUUGCACAUCCCAAUGAUGAAUACAGUCCCCUGCUUCUACAAGUGAAAUCACUUAAGGAAGAUUUGCAGAAAGAAACGAUAAGUGUGGAUCAGACAGUUGCGCAAGUGUUCCGCCUGCGGCCGUACCAGGAUGUCCAUGUCAAUGUUGUUGACCCAAAGGAGGUGACCUUGGACUUGGUGGAGCUGACAUUUAAAGAUCAGUAUAUUGGGCGUGGGGAUAUGUGGCGACUGAAGAAGAGUUUGGUCAGCACGUGUGCAUAUGUCACCCAAAAAGUCGAGUUUGCAGGUAUCAGGGCCCAGGCAGGUGAACUGUGGGUAAAGAGUGAGAAAGUCACUUGUGGAUACAUCAGUGAGGACACCCGGGUGGUCUUCCGCUCCACUUCUGCCAUGGUUUAUAUUUUUAUCCAGAUGAGCUGUGAAAUGUGGGAUUUUGAUAUUUAUGGGGAUCUAUACUUUGAGAAAGCUGUGAAUGGUUUCCUUGCUGACCUCUUCACAAAAUGGAAGGAGAAGAAUUGCAGCCAUGAAGUGACAGUGGUUCUAUUUUCAAGAACAUUUUAUGAAGCAAAAUCUAUAGAUGAAUUUCCUGAAACACAUCGUGCAUCGAUUCGGCAGGAUCAUGAGGGAAGAUUUUAUGAAGAUUUUUACAAAGUCGUAGUUCAGAAUGAGAGGCGGGAAGAGUGGACUUCGUUGCUUGUGACCAUUAAAAAGCUUUUCAUCCAGUAUCCUGUGUUGGUACGACUCGAGCAAGCAGAGGGCUUUCCUCCAGGUUACAAUUCUACCUCAGCACAAGGGAACUACCUGGAGGCUAUAAAUCUUUCAUUCAAUGUGUUUGACAAGCAUUACAUCAACCGGAACUUCGACCGCACCGGGCAGAUGUCGGUGGUGAUCACCCCCGGGGUGGGGGUGUUCGAGGUGGAUCGGCUCCUCAUGAUCCUGACCAAGCAGCGGAUGAUUGACAAUGGGAUAGGUGUGGAUUUGGUGUGCAUGGGAGAGCAACCCUUGCAUGCUGUACCGCUCUUUAAGCUCCAUAAUCGCUGUGGCCCUGGUGACUCACGAAUGGGUGAUGACUACAAUAUUCCACACUGGAUAAAUCAUAGUUUCUAUACAUCCAAAAGCCAACUCUUGUGUAACAGCUUCACUCCACGGAUCAAGCUGGCAGGAAGGAAGCCAUUGAUGGAAAAAGCAAAAAAUAAUCGUGAUGCCUCAUUAGGAGCACCAAAGGAUGCUGAGAAUGCCUUGCCUAUCCAGGUAGAUUAUGAUGGCUAUGAUGCCCAAGUGUUCCGACUGCCAGGCCCAUCCAGAGCCCAGCGCUGUACCACUUUCAGGUCUGUGAGGGAGAGGGAAAGCCGCACGAGGAAGAGCUCCAGCUCGUACGAUGUCUCGUGCAGCCCCUCCCUGCAGAGCCGCACGCUGCCCCCGGAAGAGGUGAGGAGCCAGGCUUCUGAUGACAGCUCUCUGGGCAAGAUCUCCAACAUCCUGAUGAUCCCGCGGCCUCACCUGCACCAGUGUGAAGUCAGCAGCUCCUUGGGCUAUACCAGCACCAGAGAUUUUCUUGAGAACACGCUGGAGUCGCAGCAGCGUGACUCCAGCGCUCCGGGGAGGUUCCAUGUGGGCAGUGCUGAGUCCAUGCUGCACAUCCGCCCGGGGGGAUACGCACCCCAGCGCGCGCUCAUCAACCCCUUCGCCCCGUCCCGCAUGCCCAUGAAGCUGACGUCGAACCGCAGGCGCUGGAUGCACACCUUCCCUGUGGGUCCCUCAGGAGAAGCUAUCCAGAUCCAUCAUCAAACCCGCCAGAAUAUGGCAGAAAUGCAGGGCAGCGGGCAGCAGGAUUUGACGCAUUCAUCUGCGGAGCUGCUGGAGCUGGCUUACCAUGAGGCAACUGGCAGGCACGUCAGCUCUCGGCAUCCAGGGGACAGUAGCUCCUUCCUGAGCUUCGGCGGAGCAGAGGAGUACGGGAACGGGCUGGGGGCCGGCCCCGGUGCAGAUGGAGGUGGUAGCUCAGAGCGAGUAAAUCCUGUUGCAAUUCCCGGUCUGGAUGGCAGAUGGCAGGAGGAGCUGGUCAAAGGGGUGAAUCUCAAAACUCAGAACAAGGAUGCCUUGGAAGAUGCUGUCUCUAAUUCUCCAGAUCCAAUUCUGACGCUGUCUGCUCCCCCCGUAGUGCCAGGCUUCUGUUGUACAGUUGGAGUGGACUGGAAAUCCCUCACUACUCCGGCCUGUCUCCCUCUCACCACGGAUUACUUCCCCGACCGCCAGAGCCUGCAGAACGAUUACACGGAGGGUUGCUAUGACCUGCUCCCAGAGGCUGACAUUGACAGGAGGGAUGAGGAAGGAGUGCAGAUGACAGCCCAGCAGGUAUUUGAGGAGUUUAUUUGUCAGCGUCUCAUGCAAGGCUAUCAAAUUAUUGUGCAAUCCAAACCACAGAAACCGGCCCCAGCCGUGCCACCCCCGCUCAGCAGCAGUCCCCUCUACAGUCGAGGUCUUGUGUCGAGAAAUAGACCUGAGGAAGAGGAUCAGUACUGGCUGAGUAUGGGCCGUACUUUCCACAAAGUCACCUUAAAAGACAAAAUAAUUACUGUGACUCGGUACCUGCCAAAGUAUCCAUAUGAAUCUGCUCAGAUAAACUACACCUACAGCUUGUGCCCCUCACACUCUGACUCUGAAUUUGUCUCUUGCUGGGUAGAAUUUUCCCAUGAGAGACUAGAAGAGUACAAGUGGAAUUACUUGGAUCAGUAUAUCUGCUCUGCUGGCUCAGAGGAUUUCAGCCUUAUCGAGUCCCUGAAGUUCUGGAGGACGCGGUUCCUGCUGCUGCCCGCCUGCAUCAGCGCCACCAAGCGCAUCAUGGAGGGGGAGGCGCACUGCGACGUGUACGGCGACAAGCCCCGCUCCGACGAGGAGGAGUGGCAGCUCCUCGAUGGCUUCAUCCGCUUCGUGGAGGGCUUGAACCGCAUCCGCCGCCGCCACCGCUCCGAUCGAAUGAUCCGAAAAGGGUCUGCCAUGAAAGGCUUGCAGAUUGCUGGUCCAAUUUCCACUCACUCUCUGGAGCAGUCUGGGCCUCCCAUUGGGAAAAAAGGAACCUCAGCACUCUCAGCUCUGCUGCAGAUGGAAGCCAGUCAGAAGACACUGGGGGAGCAGCAAGCAGCAAUGCUUUCUGGGAAGAGCUCUGGGCAGCCUUCGGAGAGUGGGAACAUUGCUAUCACACCCACCUAUAUGGACAGCCCUCGGAAGGAUGGGGGCUUCUUUAUGGAUUUUGUUCGCAGCCCACGCACAGCUUCAGCCUUCUACUCACAGGUCUCUAUCGAUCAAUCAGUUCCUGCAACCUCAGAUGGCAACAUGUUGAUAACCAUGGGGCAGGUCCCUGACAGGGGCAGCACCCAGGCCCUGGGAAGCACCCAGAAUGUUGCAGACCUGGGAUACAACACAGCUGGUGCUGCAGAGGGCAGCUCUCAGCAGUGUUCAACAAGUGCUCUGACUUCCUCCUCCACUUUGGUAGAGAUUCUUGAAGCCAUGAAACACCCCACCACAGGGAUCCAGCUGCUCUCUGAACAGAAGGGGCUCUCCCCGUACUGCUUCAUCAGUGCAGAAGUUGUGCACUGGCUGGUGAAUAAUGUGGAAGGGGUGCAAACCCAGGCCAUGGCCAUUGACAUAAUGCAGAAAAUGCUAGAAGAGCAGCUUAUUGUCCAUGCAUCUGGAGAAGCUUUACGAACCUUUAUUUAUGGCUUUUAUUUUUACAAGAUUGUUGUGGACAAAGAACCAGACCGAGUGGGGCUGCAGCAGCCUGCCAUGUGGCACACGGCUGCCAUGGAUGACUUCUCCACCUUCCAGAGGAAAUGGUUUGAGGUGGCCUUUGUGGCAGAAGAGCUCCUGCACUCAGAAAUCCCGGCGUUCUUCCUGCCCUGGCUGCCCAGCCGCCCAGCCUCCUAUGCAAGUAGGCACAGUUCCUUUAGCCGCAGUUUCGGAGGACGGAGCCAGGCAGCUGCACUCUUAGCUGCCACAGUGCCCGAGCAGCGCACGGUGACGCUGGACGUGGAUGUGAACAACCGCACGGACCGGCUGGAGUGGUGCAGUUGUUAUUACCAUGGCAAUUUCUCCCUCAAUGCUGCCUUUGAAAUCAAGUUACACUGGAUGGCAGUGACUGCAGCUGUUCUUUUUGAGAUGGUUCAGGGUUGGCAUCGGAAAGCCACCUCCUGUGGGUUCCUGCUGGUCCCAGUCCUGGAAGGCCCCUUUGCUUUGCCCAGUUACUUGUACGGGGACCCACUUCGAGCUCAGUUGUUCAUCCCACUCAAUGUGAGCUGCUUGCUGAAGGAGGGGAGUGAGCAUUUGUUUGAUGGCUUUGAACCAGAAACAUACUGGGACCGAAUGCAUCUGCUCCAGGAAGCAAUAGCACACAGAUUUGGAUUUGUACAGGAUAAAUAUUCAGCCUCUGCAUUCAACUUCCCAGCAGAGAACAAGCCCCAGUAUAUCCAUGUCACAGGGACAGUGUUUUUGCAGCUGCCAUAUUCCAAGCGGAAGUUUUCUAGUGGGCAGCAGCGGCGCCGGCGCAACUCCACCAGCUCCACCAACCAGAACAUGUUCUGUGAGGAGCGCAUUGGCUACAACUGGGCCUACAACACCAUGCUGACCAAAACCUGGCGCUCCAGUGCCACUGGCGAUGAGAAGUUCGCAGACCGGUUGCUGAAAGACUUCACAGACUUUUGCUGGAACAAAGACAGCCGGCUUGUUAUGUUCUGGACUGAUUGUCUGGACAAGAUGCAUGCUAGUGCUCCGUGAAUAGGGUUGUAUCUCUUAGGGAGACAGCUAGAAGCUUUACCUUGUGGCAAGGAAGUAGAAGUGAAGAGUCUCUCUGUUGGAUUCAUAUUGAGGCUCCAAGAGGACCUGAGCAAUAUUGCUGUUGAUAUUCAACAGAAUUUGAUUAAGUGCUUGGAAGAGAAGAAUUUGAGCUCUUGGCUUGCCAGGAUCUAUCACCUGACCUCAGCUUGGUUUCAAGUAUCUACAGUCAUUGGUUGCCAAAACUUAAGUUAGAGCAGAGAUAAAAGAGGGAGAGUGCAAAUGGUUUUCAAGGGCAGUUGGAUUCAGCACAGUGUGAUGGUAUCAGCUUCCAGUCAUUGGAAAUGAUCGGUACCAUUGGCAUCUGAUGUGCCUGGCAGCAGCCUGCCCCUCCCCCUUCCAAGGUGUACCUGAUUGUGUGAAUAUGUAAGAUAAGAUGUAAGAGAUGGUUAUUAAAUUUUCCUACAUGUAAAUAAGUAAAAUGCAGAAAAUGAA
Molecule: messenger RNA, 5675 nt
Organism: Corvus hawaiiensis (hawaiian crow)
Lineage: Eukaryota; Metazoa; Chordata; Aves; Passeriformes; Corvidae
Gene: DEPDC5
Product: DEP domain containing 5, GATOR1 subcomplex subunit
Exons: 44
Coding region: 297-5183 (1628 amino acids)
Biological process (GO): negative regulation of TORC1 signaling; positive regulation of autophagy; cellular response to amino acid starvation
Cellular component (GO): GATOR1 complex; lysosomal membrane
Molecular function (GO): GTPase activator activity
Source: RefSeq, a predicted model, not a curated record